This is a messenger RNA of Anoplopoma fimbria (sablefish), 2128 nucleotides long. RefSeq names its product DEAD-box helicase 19a (gene ddx19a). Gene Ontology annotation, biological process: poly(A)+ mRNA export from nucleus. The coding region runs from base 167 to 1630 and encodes 487 amino acids. Gene Ontology annotation, cellular component: cytoplasmic stress granule; nucleus. Lineage: Eukaryota; Metazoa; Chordata; Actinopteri; Perciformes; Anoplopomatidae. The record is from RefSeq and is a predicted model, not a curated record. The transcript is spliced from 11 exons. Gene Ontology annotation, molecular function: RNA helicase activity; RNA binding; ATP binding.
UGUGGUCCAGCGGGUCGCGGUUGGUCCAGGUCAGGAGCUGCGGCACGUCGUCACUUCACUUUGACGCACAUCAUUCACGCUGACAUCAAACUUUUGAUUAAAAAAAAAAGAAAAAAAGAAAAGUGUUGUUUGUUUCGAGAGAGAAACUCACAGUUAAUGUUUGAAAAUGUCUGAAGACUCAUGGGCAGUUGCUGUCGACGUUCAAGAAGCUACAACUCCAUCCGCACAGUUGGACUUCUCAAGAAAAGUGGAUCGAGUGUGUGUUCCUCGUAACAUAAGAGGAGACAUAAAUGGCAACAUUGGGCCGGAGAAGAUUGAAAAUGAAGGUUUGAGGAAAGAUGGGGACAAGGUGGACCUGGCUGAGCAGUCCCUGUUGAAUAAGCUGAUCCGCCGCUCUCUGGUGAGGAACAGGAACCAGGUGGAGGUCCUGCAGAGGGACCCCACAUCCCCUCUGUUCUCAGUGAAGACUUUUGAGGAGUUGAGACUAAAACCUGAACUGCUGAGGGGCGUGUACAACCUGGGAUUCAACAGACCCUCAAGGAUCCAGGAGAAUGCUUUGCCCAUGAUGUUGGCACAGCCACCUCAGAAUCUGAUCGCCCAGUCACAGUCUGGCACGGGUAAAACUGCCGCUUUUUCUCUGGCCAUGCUCAGCCACGUAAACCCAGAAAAUAAGUGGACUCAGUGCCUUUGCAUCUCGCCAACAUACGAGCUAGCUCUCCAGAUUGGUCAAGUAAUCGAGCAAAUGGGGAAAUUUUGCCCUGAAGUGAAACUGGCCUACGGCAUUCGGGGAAACAGAAUGGAGCGAGGCAUCAAGUUGCAGGAACAGAUUGUCAUUGGAACACCAGGCACAGUCCUCGACUGGUGCACCAAGUACAAGCUUAUUGACCCCAAGAAGAUUACUAUGUUUGUGCUCGACGAGGCUGAUGUGAUGAUCGCCACACAAGGUCAUCGGGACCAGAGCAUACGGAUCCAUAGACAGCUGACAAAGGACUGCCAGAUGCUCCUUUUCUCUGCAACCUUUGAGGACUCGGUGUGGAGGUUUGCAGAGCAGGUGGUUCCUGAUCCCAAUAUCAUCAGGCUGAAGCGCGAAGAGGAGACGCUGGACACCAUCAAGCAGUUCUAUGUGCUCUGUAGGGAGAAGGAGGACAAGUUCACAUCACUCUGUAAUCUAUAUGGGAGCCUUACCAUUGCACAGGCCAUGAUCUUCUGCCAUACUCGCAAGAUGGCUUCUUGGCUGGCAUCAAACCUGAUCAAUGAGGGGCACCAGGUGGCAUUACUGAGUGGAGAAAUGACAGUGGAGCAGAGAGCUGCCGUGAUCGAACGCUUUAGGAACGGCAAGGAGAAAGUUCUGGUGACCACAAACGUGUGCUCCAGAGGUAUUGAUGUGGAACAAGUGUCGCUUGUGGUCAACUUUGACCUCCCUGUGGACAUGGAUGGGAAAGCAGACAAUGAGACGUACCUCCACCGCAUUGGUCGCACGGGACGCUUCGGCAGGAGAGGAUUUGCGGUCAACAUGGUUGACAGCAAACGCAGCAUGGAUAUAAUCAACCAGAUUGAGAUGCAUUUCAACCGGAGAAUCACGAAACUUGACACCAGUAAUCUGGAAGAAAUGGAAAGCCUGAUCAGCUGAAGGCUUUGCGACGUGCACAACGCAAUACUGAAACAGUUUGACGUGUUACCUCAAAUGGGACUUGAGUUCUUUCCUGGGUUUAUUGUUUGCAUUUUUAUUGUUUACAGAAGAGAGAUGCAUGCCAACUUAUUUCAUGGCAGUUAUUUGUGCCAAAGUUUUUUCAUUUGAUGUGUUGGACUUUGAUUGAUCACUUAAGUCACCUUAAGCCCUUAAACUGUCUUCCAGAGACUAUAAACCAACCACUAUCUGUUAAAACAGCAUUUAAGAAGGGUGGAGAUGAUACUACAGUCGAUGGUUUGCAGUGUUGCGUUUGAUUAUCUAAAGUGAAUUAUUACUGUAGGAUUGGGGGGGGGUAUAAGAAUGUGUCUGAUCUAAAUAUCCUUGAGUGACUUGAAGCAUUCUAAGGUUUAAAUGCCUGUUUCAGCCAAAGUGGUAGCUUAGUUUCCAGAUAACUUUAUUUGAUGUUUGACUGUGAAGCCAGAGCUGUUGCUCUUUUUG